This is a messenger RNA of Menidia menidia (Atlantic silverside), 538 nucleotides long. Lineage: Eukaryota; Metazoa; Chordata; Actinopteri; Atheriniformes; Atherinopsidae. The record is from the annotation of a GenBank genome assembly.
CUGCGCACAGAUGCUCGACGGACUCCGGCGGAGGCAUGCCUCCAGGGCUUCCCCCAGACCCCUCUCCCUCAACUUCAGCACCUUCUCGGCCCCUCCCCCAAGUCCAGACAUGGAGGGCACCAGCGAUCACCCAAUUAGGAGGUUUGGAAGUGCCUCGGCCUUUGUGAUGGGCCUCAGGCUUCAGGUUCUGCACACGAACUGGCACUCAGUCAGGAAGCAAAAUGCCAGAGUUGCAAUAGAUGUAAUCUACAUCCCAAAAGGAAAAGAGGAUGACUUCCUCCCACUCUCUCGUCGGUACGGUCGUGAGUGCAGCAACCGCUCCGGCCCCGCCGGGCCGGGCCCCGCGGCUCCUCUGGCAUCUGUGCUCCGCAUAGAUAUUUGUUUGCGAUCAAAGGGCCGUAUUGUGCCGGCGGAGAGGCAGAGAAGGAGGGCGGCCGUGCCCCCAGCGGCGCGCGGCCUAUUGUUCCCCGCCCGCUCUGGGAUCUGGGGCCGGGCUGAGGCCUGCCUCGCCUCGGGGCUCCGCCCGUCCUGCUCUUAA